ACUCAUGGACAGGAUUCAAUUAGGGGAGAGCUGUGUAACAGAGCUAGCAUCACAGCCAGGAAGUAAAAAGCCUUUUGAAGAUUUCCUCCCCUCACAUUUAAACUACUUGCAGUUUGCAUACUACAACACUAAUAAUUACACAAAAGCAAUUGAAUGUGCAAAAUCCUACUUGCUAUUCUUCCCUAAUGAUGAGGUUAUGAAUCAGAAUUUGGCUUACUAUGCUGCUGUUCUUGGCGAGGAAGAAGCAAAGUUGAUAAAUGCAAAAGAGAAUAUUAAUAGUUAUAUUCAGCGCAGUCUGCUCGAGAAAGAACUGCUUUACUUUGCAUAUGACACCUUUGGAAUUCCUUUUGUCGACCCAGAUAGCUGGACUCCAUAAAAUGUUGUGCCGAAAAGACUCAGAGAAAAACAAAAGAUGGAGAAGGAGACAGCAGCAAGAAUUACUGAAGAGAUUGGAAACCUGAUGAAAGAAAUUGAAACUCUUGUUGAAGAGAAGAAUAAAGAAACAUUAGAUUUAACAAGGACAAUACGAGAAGGUGAGGCUGCCUUCAGUGCAGCCGCUUCAGCUGGUGAUGGGUACCGUGGCACAACCUCCCCUCAUACUCCAAAUGAAAAGUUUCAUGGCGUUACUGUGUACAAAGCACUUAAGCUGGGGCAAGAGGGAAAGGUCCCUUUAAGCAGCGCACUCUUAUACUAUAAUGUUACCGAUAAAGUAAGAAGAGUGGUAGAGUCAUACUUUCGACUGGACAGCCCACUCUACUUCUCAUACUCCCACCUCGUCUGCCGAACUGCUGUUGAAGAGAAACAGGAGGGAAGAAAGGAUUUAAGUCAUCCUGUGCAUGUUGACAAUUGCAUUCUAAAUGCAGAAGCAAAUAUGUGUAUAAAGGAACAUCCAGCUUAUACUUUCCGUGAUUACAGCGCCAUACUAUAUCUAAAUGGGGAUUUUGAAGGAGGAAAUUUUAUUUUUACAGAACUUGAUGCAAAGACAAUAACUGCUGAAGUGAGACCACAGUGCGGGCGAAUGGUGGGAUUCUCAUCUGGAGAAGAAAAUCCUCACGGAGUAAAUGCCGUCACUAAAGGCCAGCGGUGCGCUGUUGCCUUAUGGUUCACUCUAGAUCCCCGUCAUAACGAGAGGGAAAGAGUUCAAGCUGAUGACUUGAUAAAAAUGCUCCUUAGUCCAGAGGCAGAUCUGUCCCAGGAGGAGGCACAACAAACAGCAGAACCACUUUCUCUAGGGGAAGCCAAUCUGAGACAGUCUGGCUCAGAAUCACCAUCAGAUACUACAGAUUCAGUUGCUGCAGAAAGCACAGACUCUUCUAUAGAACACGUGCGCGGACCACCUGUGGACUCCAAACCCAAGACAGAAUUAUAACAUUAAUGUGGGACUUUUGGUUGUGCCUCGGAGACUGCUCUGAACCAGGGAGAUAACAUUUCCAAAAAAAGUUUAAUGAAAAACCAAAGCAUAACGUUAAUGUUUUUCAUUUUGUUUUUAAUCAUUCCUGGAAGAAAAGCACAACGGCAGAGAUGACUCAUGAGUCAUGAAUGUUGCAUGUACAAAUUUAUAAAGAGUUUUCAAUUCCAAGAGGCAGUUCGUGCUAGAACCUAACAGUGUGCAUUCUGGCUUGCAACUUGCAUCUUUUUCUUUUUUUACAGGAGGAAGUUUUUCUGUUUUUAAACCAGGCCCUGCAGUCCCAUGCAAUAAGUGGAUACCAAGGGGAAAUAUCUAGUUUGCUUGUUGUUUCCACUUGUUUACAAGAAUGGGUGACAGUUAUGAUGGAAUACCUAAUUUUUUGCCUUGAUCCUUUCAUGGAAAAUAGAUACUGAACUUUUAAUAUCGAACAUUAGAAAAAAUGACCAAUUGGGCUCAAAAUAUUUUUAAAUGAAUUUUGAAGGCAGAAUUUCUUUGUGUCCUGAUGUUUUUGUUGCAGAGAUAUUCAGUCAACUGUAGUUUCAGUGAACAGUGUAAUAAUCUAGGACCUACACUGGUUGUGUAUUUAUUUGGAGCCGGUCUUGCAGAAUAGCCUGUGUUUGCAAAACAACCAAGUGUGAGUUUUUCAUGUUACACUGUUCCACAUGGUUUGUAUGUUUAUGUGGUUGCGGAAUGAUUGAGAGAAAUUGGUCAAUGUGCUAUUUUAUGACUUGAAACUGUGGCUCAUAUAAAUAAAAACUGGCAAUGUUUGGG
Xenopus tropicalis (tropical clawed frog) is the source of this 2179-nucleotide messenger RNA. RefSeq names its product prolyl 3-hydroxylase 1-like. Gene Ontology annotation, cellular component: endoplasmic reticulum. The transcript has 11 exons. Gene Ontology annotation, molecular function: oxidoreductase activity, acting on paired donors, with incorporation or reduction of molecular oxygen; 2-oxoglutarate-dependent dioxygenase activity; L-ascorbic acid binding. Gene Ontology annotation, biological process: collagen metabolic process. NCBI's taxonomy places the organism in Eukaryota, Metazoa, Chordata, Amphibia, Anura, Pipidae. The record is from RefSeq and is a predicted model, not a curated record.